CAACAUGUGAGGAUGUGGUACUUGCCUGCGGCUUUGCUGGGCAAACGAUCGAGGACUGCUGCUCCUACACCGACACUGUCCCCACGGACAUUGGAUACUGUAUCAGAUUUGCCAACUCAAAACUGAAUAUAACUCAAUUUCUGAGUGGAGGCAGUUAUGGCUGGCAGUUCAUCUUGGAUGGAAACAAUGCGCAGGAUCCAA
This is a messenger RNA of Strongylus vulgaris, 201 nucleotides long. NCBI's taxonomy places the organism in Eukaryota, Metazoa, Nematoda, Chromadorea, Rhabditida, Strongylidae. The record is from the annotation of a GenBank genome assembly.